This is a messenger RNA of Erinaceus europaeus (western European hedgehog), 1355 nucleotides long. It is a transcript of the gene STARD10, whose product is annotated as StAR related lipid transfer domain containing 10. Gene Ontology annotation, molecular function: lipid binding. The transcript has 7 exons. Bases 346 to 1221 code for a protein of 291 amino acids. The record is from RefSeq and is a predicted model, not a curated record. Lineage: Eukaryota; Metazoa; Chordata; Mammalia; Eulipotyphla; Erinaceidae.
GCUGGGGCGCCGUCAGCUCUACCUCUGCAGCCUGGAAAAUACCGAGCUCCCAGCCCGCGGAGCUGGAGCCCCGAGCCUAGCCGCGGGAGGCGGGAGGCGGGAGGCGGGCGGGGGGCUCGGGGCGGGGCCGGGCGGCAAGACCCACUGCUCCUCCCCCGGAGCCCCCAGCGGUCCUGUCGCCCGGGCAGCGGCGGUGGCGCUGCCACCCGGCCCCGUGGGCCCGGCGAAACGGCGGGCACAGGUCCCAGGAAGGUGGCGUCAGCAUCUGCAGCGGCGUCAACGUUGCCGGAGCUUCCUUGGAGGACCCAGGAGAGCCGGAUCAGGGCCAGAAGCCCAGGCCUCCCCAUGGAGAAGUCAGCAUCCUCCACCGAGUCCCCCGGGCCCAGGCCCUUCCUGGGCCGCGACAGUGUCCAGGUGCCCGACGACCAGGACUUCCGCAGCUUCCGGUCCGAGUGCGAGGCAGAGGCCGGCUGGAAUCUGACCUACAGCAAGGCCGGCGUGUCUGUGUGGGUGCAGGCUGUGGAGGUGGACCGGCCCCUGCACAAGAUCAAGUGCCGGAUGGAGUGCCGAGACGUGCCAGCCGAGACCCUCUAUGAUGUCCUCCACGACAUUGAGUACCGAAAGAAGUGGGACAGCAACGUCAUCGAGACCUUCGACAUCGCUCGCCUAACGGUCAACGCCGAUGUGGGCUAUUACUCUUGGAGGUGUCCAAAGCCAUUGAAGAACCGUGAUGUCAUCACCCUCCGCUCCUGGCUUCCGAUGGGUACUGACUACAUCAUCAUGAACUACUCAGUCAAACAUCCCAAAUACCCACCUCGGAAAGAUUUGGUCCGAGCUGUGUCCAUCCAGACGGGCUACCUCAUCCAGAGCACGGGGCCCAAGAGCUGCAUCAUCACCUACCUGGCCCAGGUGGACCCCAAAGGCUCCUUACCCAAGUGGGUGGUGAAUAAGUCUUCGCAGUUCCUGGCUCCCAAGGCCAUGAAGAAGAUGUACAAGGCGUGCGUCAAGUACCCCGAGUGGAAGCAGAAGCAUCAGCCACACUUCAAGCCCUGGCUGCACCCGGAGCAGAGCCCACUUCCCAGCCUGGCGCUGUCGGAGCUGUCAGUGCAGCACGCGGACUCGCUGGAGAAUAUCGACGAGAGCACAGUGGCCGAGAGCCGAGAGGAGCGCUCGAGUGGGGCCGGUGGCGAGGGCAGCGACGAUGACACCUCGCUCACCUGAGCCAGAGCGCAGACAAGGACCAAGAUGAGCCAGCUGGGGCGGACUGGAGCGGGGCUGCCCUCGCGUGCUUCCCCUCCCCACUCGGCACUGCAGCUGGACUGGACGCAACCCUAAUAAACCAUCCCUCAGCCUCA